Molecule: messenger RNA, 836 nt
Organism: Daucus carota subsp. sativus
Lineage: Eukaryota; Viridiplantae; Streptophyta; Magnoliopsida; Apiales; Apiaceae
Product: small ribosomal subunit protein bS20c
Exons: 3
Coding region: 58-618 (186 amino acids)
Biological process (GO): translation
Cellular component (GO): small ribosomal subunit; ribosome
Molecular function (GO): small ribosomal subunit rRNA binding; structural constituent of ribosome
Source: RefSeq, a predicted model, not a curated record
GCAAUGAACACAAUAUAACACCAAGAAACAGCACCAAUCAAAGGGUUCAACUCAAAAAUGGCAGUAGCAGCACAGUGCCUCUCAUCUUCUUGCUGGACCAUUUCCUCAAAGAUUCAAUCUUUAUCACUCAACACCACCAAAACUCACCCCAAUUCUUGUGCUUCAUUUAGGCCUCUUGGGUUUUCAUCCAACACUUCUUUCAAUGCUUUCUCCACAGGUUUUGUGUCUAUAAGGCCUGUUAAGAGGCAAACUGGGCAGCUGAUUGUGUGUGAAGCUGCUGGGCCUACCAAGAAGGCUGAUUCAGCUGCUAAGAGAGCGAGGCAGUCUGAGAAGAGGAGGAUUUAUCAUAAAGCCCACAAGUCAGAAGUUCGAACCCGAAUGAAGAAGGUUCUGGAAUCUCUUGAGGUGCUCAGAAAGAAAACUGAUGCACAAGCGGAGGAAGUUAUCACCAUUGAGAAGUUGAUUGCAGAAGCUUAUUCAGUGAUCGAUAAAGCAGUGAAAGUUGGUACCUUGCACAGGAACACUGGAGCAAGAAGGAAGUCUAGGCUUGCGAGAAGAAAGAAAGCUGUUGAAAUACACCAUGGUUGGUAUACACCAUCUCCAGAGCUUACUGCCUAAAUGAACUUGAUUUUAAAUAUGUCUUUUUGUAAUUGUUUUAGAGAUGUUUCCAGCAUAUUACUCCCGAAUUUCCUUACCCAGCUAGUGUGGUCCUAAUCUAUUUAAUUAUUGGUGGCUUAUUAUCAACAAUGUCCUUGUAAAGCCGGUUAUUUCCAUGAAAUGACUGUUAAAUUCAGUUGUGAGAAACAUAAUUUUUGUUAUGGCAUAUUCUUCUUCUC